This is a messenger RNA of Melanotaenia boesemani (Boeseman's rainbowfish), 1387 nucleotides long. RefSeq names its product gap junction alpha-8 protein-like. Gene Ontology annotation, biological process: cell communication. Lineage: Eukaryota; Metazoa; Chordata; Actinopteri; Atheriniformes; Melanotaeniidae. Gene Ontology annotation, cellular component: connexin complex. The coding region runs from base 36 to 1367 and encodes 443 amino acids. The transcript has 11 exons. The record is from RefSeq and is a predicted model, not a curated record.
UUUAUAACAAGGAGGCCAGACACAAGCUGGAGACAAUGAAGAGCCAAAAACUGAGUUUCCUGAGCUACUUGCUAUUCAAAUGGCAAUCACAAGCAACUUUUAUUGGUCGAUCAGUGCUGCCUGUGUUCCUGCUCAUCAGACUGGUGACAGUGGGAGCUGCAGCACAAACCGCCUGGCAUGACGACGAUUCGGACUUUGUCUGCAAUACACAAAGUCAAGGCUGUUAUUUGGGCUGUUUAGAUAAGCUCAUGCCUGUAUCCCCCAUGCGUUUGUGGACACUACAGCUGCUUCUGGUUUUGGCUCCAGGUCUUGUCUUUCUCCUCCACCUAAUCCACCUCAUCAACCAGGAAAACCAGGUGAGGACUGGGGGAGUCAAAGUCAAAGCUCACAUUCGGGGGGCAUAUCUGGCUUGUAUGGCUUCUGUCAUACUGGUAGAGAUUGAAACGCGUCAUCGAUGUGAAAGCAAACCCUGUUUUCACACAACUGAUUGUGUUGUUCCCCAUGCACCCGAGAAGUCUGUGUUCCUGGUAACUGUGUUUGCUGCUUCCUGCAUCUCCAUCCUGCUGUGUGUGCUGGAGGUCGUUUAUGUGUUGUGGUGCAAACCGAGCCAGGAGGACGCUGCAGAGGCCCUGCAAUCAGAGCCAGAGGUGGAGGAGAGUCAGAGCUUCCCAGUUCAGCUGCUGGCUCUGUGGAACUCCUGUGCUGGAUUUUUGGGUAAAACCAUCCUACCAGUGUUGCAGCUGAUCCGACUCAUUAUUGUCGGGGCAGCGGUGAAGCCAGUGUGGGACAACGAAUUAAAACACUUUGUCUGUGAAUCUAUGCAGCCAGGCUGCAGUCAAGCUGCUUUUAACACAAUCUUCCCCUUUUCUUUGUAUCAGUACUGGACACUGCAGGUGACUUUAGUUUUGGCUCCUGGUCUGAUUUUCUUCUCCUACUUGGUCCAUCUUGUUGUCACGGCAAAGAAGGACAGAGCAGAAGUGGAGGUUAAAGGCCAUGCAGGCCUACUUCGGGCAUAUGUGGGAAGCUUAUCAGCUGUCACUCUGCUAGAAGUGGGAUUUGCAGUGGGACAAGCUUUGGUUUUCCAGCGCCCCCUGUCAAUCACCAACUUUGUAAAAGCCAUCCCAUGCCCCACUACAACUGAGUGUCAUCUACCAAAGCCAACAGAGAAGUCUGUAUUUAUGGCAAUCGUGCUCUUUGUGUCAUGUCAGUCUGGUCUUCUGAACCUGGUGGAGAUGGGCUUGGUGUUGAAGGGUUGGAGGGUUGAAAAACGUCAGCAGACAAAUUAUGGAGGCUUUCAGAUGGCAUCACUUGUCAAGACAGAAGCAGAUGUUAAAGAGAAGGAUGCCGAUGCCAAACUCAACAUAUGAGAUAUCCUUUCUAGAGGAGA